UGAACGCAGCAAGGAGCGAACGCAGUUAUACGGAUUUCCGGCCCUUCCGCGCUCCUUCGAUUCCCACUAGCUGGUCGCGUCACUUGGCUGACGCGCUUGAUAUUUUCGUCGAGCACCGAAGUUGACAGCCACCGACGGAUCAAAGUGAAGGCGGACGAGCUGGGUUAGUGCACGCGCGUGUCAACAUGAGCAGUGACUAGUGUGCGCACGAUCGCAGCGACAGUCGCCACCGCCGAAGAUACCGAGUGCUACCGUCUGCAUCCGCGGCGAGCGUGUGUUUGUGAGACUCGAGCGCGGCAAGGGUGAUGCGCCAGUGUAGAGUGCGCGCCACGAGCCGCGCGCGCCUCGAAUAAGCAGAGCGAGCGACGAGAGGCGGCAACAUGAUGAACGGCUUUCUCGAGGGCGUGCCGUCGCACCAGCACCAUUUGACCGCUCUGGGCAUCAAGAUGUCGCCGACGAGCCCCGAGCACGCGGGCGCCACCGCGAUGACGGGCAACGAGGUACAGCCGCUGCAGCCCUCGCCGGCCGAGGCCCCGGCCCAGCAGCACCACCACCACCUGUACCCCCAGGCCGGCUACCCGACGGCGCACCAUCCGCCCGCGCACCACAUGGGCCACCACAUGUCGCACGCCGGCUACGCGGCGCGCGACUUCUUGCUGCGCCGGGAGCACGAGUUCAACGUGGCGGCCAACCCGACGACUCCCGAGAGCGCGGGGCUCGGCCUCUUCACGCCCAUCCACCACGACGCCAGCGGCGCGGGCAUGCAGCAGUUCGCGCACCACCCGGCGCAGCACCCGCACUACCCGGGCCACUACCCGCAGGACAACCGGCUGGUGGCGCCGCCGCAGCCGCCGCCGCCGCCGCCGCCGCCGCCGGCCACGCACCACCAGUACCUGGCGGCGCCGCACAUCGCUGCUGGCCUCCAUCACCACCAGCAGCACGCGGCGGCGGUCGGUCACCCGGCCGCCGCCGCGCCCGCUCACCACGGCCACGGGGCCUUCCUCAGGUACAUGAGCGGCGCGCGGCCCGGCAGCGUGGGCGCCGGGCCGCCGGGCGGCGGCGCCAACGCCGGCGCCAGCCACGGCCCCGAUGGAUUCCGGAAGAUGUCGUGCCAGUGGGUGGAUCACGAGGUCGGGCCCGGCGGCCAGCGCAAGAUGUGCGGCAAGUUCUUCGAGUCGCUGCACGACAUUGUCAAUCACUUGACUGUCGAUCACGUGGGCGGGCCCGAGUUCACUACGCACGCCUGCUACUGGCAUAACUGUGGGCGGAAGGGCCGCGCCUUCAAGGCCAAGUACAAACUCGUGAACCACAUUCGCGUGCACACGGGUGAGAAGCCCUUCCCCUGUCCCUGGACGGGUUGCGGCAAGGUUUUUGCAAGGUCAGAAAAUCUCAAGAUCCACAAACGGACUCACACAGGUGAGAAACCGUUCAAGUGCGAAUAUCCAACCUGCGAUAGGCGGUUCGCCAACAGUAGUGAUCGCAAGAAGCACAGCCACGUCCACACAUCGGACAAGCCAUACAACUGCCGGAUCCCAGGCUGCGACAAGUCCUACACCCACCCGAGCUCGUUGCGCAAACACAUGAAGGUGCACGGAGUGACGUUGGGUGACGGCAAGCUCGGCGGCGGCGGCGGCGCCGGCGGCUACGAGAGCGAGGGCGAAGAGAGCACGAGCAGCGGCGGCAGCCUGUCGGUGACUGGGCACAACGACUCGCCGCAGCCGUCGCAGACCGCGCAGCCAGUGCCAACUGCCAGCAACAGCCUUGCCGGCUCCCACGCCGGGCACGGCGGCCACGAGGGCGGCGUCGGCGUCCCUGGCGGCCCGGGUGUCCCGCCCGGCCCGCCCGGCCAGCUCCAGCACCCGUCGCCCCUGGCACCAGGCCACCACAUAGCUGACACCUGGUACACGGUCUGCCAACCGACGGCGAUGGCGCCUCAGCACAGUCCGCUGCCCCACGGCGCGCCACCCCCGCAUCACCUUGGUCACCACUUCAACACGUUGAUGCACCAUCAGGCUACGGCCUACUAGACACGCACGAGAGGGCUUGGCGAGUAUUCGCCUCUCUCGUGCCUGCCUACGUCACCAAAGCUCAAUCAAAGAUCUCCAACUGAUUGCAGGGGCGGCUCUGACAGCUCUGACGCUUCGGGGUCCGAGCUCCAUAGCUCACCGCUUCUCCGGUUCGCCUAUUAUCCCCAGUUGCCGUUCGACAGUUCGCCUUAGUAUUUUACCGAUCAUCGCGACAAGCUACUAUCGUGUGCUGUAAUUGUAUAUAUAUAUACGUGUCUUAGAAUGUCUUACUCUAUAUAUCACUGGGACUCAAAGUGUCAAUACUCCCGUCUAGCUUUAACGUUUUUUAGGCGAUACUUGCGUGCACUACAGUCGGAAAGCCUCUUGCCAUAACAGGAUCAUCCUCUUCGGCCCAUUUUUUUCUCCAGAGAAUUUUCCCCCGGCAACGAAACUACCAAGCAAAGCGAUUGAUUUGCGAGUCACAUCGCUUUGAAUGAAAUCUGCUUGUAGCAACAUCCGUUGCUAUGGCACCGACUUAUUUGCUAAACAAUCACGAUUGUUUCAUUAUACAAUAUUAAGAUACACGCGGGACGUAAUCAUUUCAUCGAAGGCGUUAUAAAGUGAAGAAUUUUAUAGCGAAAAUGAGAAUUCUCUCGGGACAAGAGGAAACCUUCUUGUAAUAAGAUUACUUGGAGUAGAAGAGUUUCCUCGUGGGCUGCCGCUUUUUAAAGAGAAUGCCCUUGUGGCAAGAGGAGGCCUCUCGAGUCGAGAGGGCUUGUUUCUGAGCGUAGGGAUGUAAUUUUUGAGACUCUCGACCGAGAAUCCCGACAUUUUGAGCAGACCGUAGCGACCUUGCCUCGUGCACUGGACUAGGGCAACCGUGUCUGGAGGAGGCAACCGCGAUCGCGUUUUGUUUUCGUCGUUCCUAAAUACAGUCUAACUAAUAUGUAGUUUUAAUAACAAAUUCAUGCAGUUCGAGAAUGGAAAAUAACGAUUCCGCAUGAAUACAUACAAAACACGCACGUGCCUCGUCGACAUUAUUUUACACCUUCAAAGUCUUUCGCUCUACAUAAAUGAUGAGUUGUAAAUGUGAUUAAACUUUAGUCGAUUAACUCGCACUAUACAUCCGUACUGCGAAAUGCUUUAAUUUAUUUUAAAUCUACUGUAAAGCUGUCGAUACUGUAUAUAUCAAAACUCAAAUUGUACAUUAACUGAAAAUUUUAUCCAAAGAAAUUCAAUAUUUCUUUAUGAGUUCUUUUAUUGACAAAUUUAUUAUCUUAUCUCGAGUUAGCUCUGUUGCUUUAAAUGUAUAAUCUUCUUACAACUGAUCAAUUCAAUCUCUUCUUUGUGAUUUUAUGUUAAACUAUUAACGUUCAAUUUAGAUAAAUAAAGUUCAGUCGUGUACAUUAAUAAAGGAGCUUCAUUCAUUUUUAAUAAUUUUCAUCAUUGAAACUGCUAAAUUAUUUUGGCAGACACAAUUUUAAUCAAAUUUCAAGUUUAUGAUUUGUAUCAAAAAUUCGUAUAAAAAUAAUCGAAAUCUAAUUAAAGCUCAGUUAUAACAAUUUCCGUAUUAUUUCUAUAUCUGAAAAAUUAUUCAUAAGCGAAAAUAUUUUUCGACACUCCGUGCGGAAAGUGCGUUUUUCCCGCACGCUCGGCAAAAUACAUGCGUUGAAAAUCGGACUUUCCUCUCGUCGUAUCGGAAAAUACGGUACGGCACAUGUUCGGGAAAGAGUUUCUCGUCUCGUGUACCAUUCCACCCUCGCUUCGCUCGGGUGUAAACGCUACGCGAGACUAGAAUCUACUUUCCCGCACUUGUAUCGCAAUGUACUAUAAUAGACUAAGACUAAGAUGUUAUAAUUGGAAUGAUGGUGAUUUUAUCGCAAUCUGUUGUUUGGUCAUAGCCACGGAAAAACAAAUUCCAAAAAUAUAAUAAACGGUGUCGUAAACGUUAUAAUGACUAUUGUUGACACUAUAUAUAUUAUGCAAAAAAAUGAAAACAUGAACAUUAGCUUCAAAAAUUGAAGGGUUCAAAACGCGUACUGAAUUAAAUGGACGAAAUUGUCGGGAAAAAAAUAGAUAAUAAAAUAGCCGCACUGUAGCAUCACGUUUGUGAUUUUCUUUAAAACGGUGUGACGGCUUAAAAAAAGUAACAAUGGAAAAACGUGUUUGCACGCCUUCCCUUAUAUUUCUCGAGUUUGUUUAGCGAUGUCUCAAAAACCAAACGAAUAAUAGCUCUUAAAUUCUGCGCCGACACGUAUUAGAUACGAAAUUUCAAAGUUUUAAUAAAACGGCAUGGAUUUUGAUUCAUGAUAAAACUUUUAGAGUACUGGCAAAUGACAAAUGCGAUGAGUAUUUUCGAAAUAAAUUGUUAAUACUGCAACAAAAUAUAUGAUUACAUAAGUUUAGAUAAGUGAGUACGGGCCCUUGCGGUUGAGAGAGAAAGUAAGAAUGUACCUAGAUUUUAAAAGCCUUUUUUGAAUAAGAGCGAUCUGUGUUCGGUGUAAGAUAUAUCACGUAUUGUGUAUAUUGCGACUUUAUUUGAAUGUGUGAUAAUAUCUUGUAAAUAUAUACUAUAUAGCGAAGAGAAAGCAUAUGCACGCAUAUAAUUCGACCUUAUAUAUAUAUAUAAUGUAUAUAUACAUAUAUAUGUGUGUGUGUGUAUGUGUGUGUAUGCAUGUAUAUACAUGUAUAAC
Molecule: messenger RNA, 4699 nt
Organism: Phymastichus coffea
Lineage: Eukaryota; Metazoa; Arthropoda; Insecta; Hymenoptera; Eulophidae
Product: pair-rule protein odd-paired
Exons: 3
Coding region: 381-2027 (548 amino acids)
Biological process (GO): regulation of transcription by RNA polymerase II; central nervous system development
Cellular component (GO): nucleus
Molecular function (GO): DNA-binding transcription factor activity, RNA polymerase II-specific; RNA polymerase II cis-regulatory region sequence-specific DNA binding
Source: RefSeq, a predicted model, not a curated record